GGGGCCGCGCCUGCCGGCGUUGCCGGGUAACGGCCGCUCCGGGCAAUGGCGGCGGGACCGCCCCGCGGUUGCUGCCUGGCCAUUUAAAGUCGUAGGAAUAGCCGGCAAAGCUGCUUAGGACUGUGUUGAAAAUGCUGGGAGAGAAAAAGCAGUUAAUGGUGGCAAGAGACCUUUACACAGACCCCACGUUCCCGGCCAGUGAUACCUCCAUAUUCUUUAAUUAUUGUACCCCGCUGGCCCAAUUCAGAGGCGAGAUAUCUUGGUUGAGACCUAAGGACAUUUGUUCCUCUCCUCGGUUAUUUUCAAACAAUCUGCAGGAUGUGCAAGUAAAACAAGGAAUUUUGGGAGACUGUUGGUUCCUGUGUGCCUGUGUAGCUUUGCAUAAGAGCAAAUACUUACUGAACAAGGUGAUCCCUCCAGGCCAGCCCAGCUGGACAGAUGAGUCCUACCAAGGCUGCUUCACCUGCCGGGUGUGGCAGUUUGGCCACUGGGUGGAAGUGACCAUUGAUGAUCGCCUGCCUUGCCUUGGGGGCAAACUCUGCUUUUCCCAGUGUCAGACAGAGGAUUUGUUUUGGCUUCCACUCCUGGAAAAAGCUUAUGCAAAAGUGCAUGGAUCUUAUGAGCAGUUGUGGGCAGGACAGGUGGCAGAUGCUUUGGUUGAUCUGACUGGAGGAAUUGCUGAAAGAUGGACCCUGAAAGACCCUGGAAAAAAUGUGGAGAAAGAGAAGACUGGCAUGGUUUUGGAGAAAGCAGUGUUUAGAAGAUUAAUGAAUCUGAAGGAACAGUGUGUAAUAAGCUGUUCAGUCCUCAACUCCAAACAAGGUGCAAGUGAACUAGGAGAAUUUCAUGCCUUUAUUGUGAUAGACACAUUGAAUCUCUCUGAAGUGUCAGGCAAGGAAAUCUUCCUGCUACGAAUACGAAAUCCUUGGGGGAGGCGGUGCUGGAAAGGGCCUUGGUGUGAGGGUGGUCAAGGAUGGAACCAGCUAGAUCCAGUAGUUGCUUCAGAACUCCUCUCACAGAUCCAAGAAGGAGAAUUCUGGGUUGAUGAGGAAGAAUUUUUCAGGGAAUUUGAUGAGAUUACUGUGGGCUUUCCAGUCAAUGAGGAAGGACAACUUCAGAGCCUCUAUACAGAGAAAGUGCUGUAUCACUCUCAGAAUCUCUUUGGAUCCUGGGUGAGAGGCCAGUCUGCAGGUGGCUGCCGCAACAACAGCAGCUUCCCAACCAACCCCAAGUUCUGGCUGAGGGUGUGUGAGUCCAGUGAGGUGUGCAUUGCUCUGCUGCAGAAACACAGGAAAUACAGCACUGACUGGGCUGGAAGGAUUCAAAAGCCAACUCGCUUGGCAGAGGAAAAUCCAUCUUUGACUGAAGGCAUACAGGGAAAGAAUUACCAGGCCGUGGGAUUGCAUGUCUGGAAGGUGGAGAAGAAACGAUUUAACCUUCCAAAGACCCUCUCUGCUCCUCCAGUUGUAGGUACUGUCUGCCAUUCCUACGACAGAGAAGUCCAUGUGUGCUGUGACCUUUCACCUGGCUUUUAUCUUGUUGUUCCCAGCACUUUUCUGAAAGAUGCAGUGGGGAAUUUCUUGCUUCGUGUAUUUUCAACGGGAAGGAUCUCUCUCAGUGAACUAAAGCCACCACCCAUGGAUGCUGCCCUCUGUGAAGAACUCCCAGCUGGUGAAUGGGAGACGGUGCAGCUGCAUGGAUGCUGGAAGAAUGGGCUGAAUGCUGGAGGUAGCAGGAAUUUCCCCUCCUUCCAUACCAAUCCCUGCUUUCCCCUGUCCGUUCCUGCAGGAGCAGGGAAAAGCAGUGUGAAAGUCACCCUCCGUCAGCACUGCCUGGAUAGCAAGUGUUGUCCAAUAGGUUUCCAUAUUUUCCAGGUGCCUAACAGCAGCUGGAAACCACAAACUACUUCUUUUGUACAUUUGGAGCCACUGGUGAGCUGUGUUCCUCACUGCUAUUCCCAAGAAGUCAGCCGACUCUGCAGGCUUCCUGCAGGAAGUUAUGUCAUUAUACCUUCUACGUACUUGCCCAACACAGAAGGCAAUUUUACAGUGGUCAUAGCAACCAAAAUAGACAGGAAGCGCAUUCACAGCCAGGAGACACUUGGACAGGUGUUACAAGAGGUUUCCUUUACAACUGUGAUGAAAAGGAAGGAUAUACCUCAAGAAUGGUCAAAAUACACUGGAGUAGAAAAAGUCCAAGCUUGUAUCUGACACUGCCAGUCUUGCUGCUGAGCACUUUACCUUGGGCCCUCUAUGGAACCAAGCAGAUGGUGGGUUCAAAGGAAAGAUUUUUUUUGGUGAGUUUUUCUUUAAUGAAUGCCAGAAAUAAAAAAGACAAGACUUGAAAACUUUUGAGCUAUCCUAUCAGACUGCUUUUGUAAAUCUGUAAGAAUGUGUUUUAUGGAAGAGCUGCCCUUGCUGCAAGAAAUGUGCGGUUUAAGGGUUUUUUCUUAAUUUAUGUUUGAAAGUGUUUCUUAUUCAAGCAGGAUUUUUAAAUGUUAUAUUUUCCUCAGUAAAAAUAAAGUAACAUUAAAAGUUUUAAAA
Messenger RNA from Melospiza melodia melodia, 2543 nucleotides. RefSeq names its product calpain 10 (gene CAPN10). The transcript has 14 exons. Lineage: Eukaryota; Metazoa; Chordata; Aves; Passeriformes; Passerellidae. Gene Ontology annotation, biological process: proteolysis. Gene Ontology annotation, molecular function: calcium-dependent cysteine-type endopeptidase activity. The coding region runs from base 132 to 2210 and encodes 692 amino acids. The record is from RefSeq and is a predicted model, not a curated record. Gene Ontology annotation, cellular component: cytoplasm.